CUCCAUUUCAGUGGCUCAAAGCAACCGGUGAAGGCAAGCGAAACGAUAUCCAGAAAUGGUUCAAUCUCUGGCGAUGCCCGUGGCACCUGCACUCUCAGUGCUCUGCAAGGGAGGAAACCCUUCAAAGUCAGUCUCUAACACUCUCUACUUUCCCACUUCUACGCCUCCAAAGUUUCGUAGUCUGAGCAUCCAAUGUGUUCGAGUCGGAGGCGUUGAGAUCCCUAACAACAAGCGAGUUGAGUUCUCUCUUCAGUACAUCCAUGGUAUUGGCCGUAGCAAAGCUCGUCAAAUCCUCUGCGACCUCAAUGUGGAGAACAAAAUCACCAAAGAUUUAUCCGAAGAGGAACUCAUAUCUGUCAGAGAUGAAGUUUCUAAGUGCAUGAUCGAAGGUGAACUGAGACGAUUCAAUGCGCUAGCUAUUAGGAGAUUGAUAGACAUUCAGUGCUACAGAGGGGUUCGCCACCAGAAAGGCUUGCCUUGCAGGGGACAGCGCACCAAGAACAAUUGUCGGACGUUGAAGGGUAAGAAGGUCGCUAUUGCAGGGAAGAAGAAGGCUCCUCGUUGAUGUUUGGAUCUCUUUUCUGUUAUUGUUGGUGAAAUUCAAUGUGACAUUUAGUUCCCGUUUUGAAUGAAUCAUUGAGAAUUGAUUCACUUGUUG
Telopea speciosissima is the source of this 658-nucleotide messenger RNA. RefSeq names its product 30S ribosomal protein S13, chloroplastic. Gene Ontology annotation, molecular function: structural constituent of ribosome; RNA binding. The coding region runs from base 56 to 565 and encodes 169 amino acids. Gene Ontology annotation, cellular component: small ribosomal subunit; ribosome; mitochondrion. The record is from RefSeq and is a predicted model, not a curated record. The transcript is spliced from 3 exons. Gene Ontology annotation, biological process: translation. Lineage: Eukaryota; Viridiplantae; Streptophyta; Magnoliopsida; Proteales; Proteaceae.